UAAAGAUCACACAAUACCAAAAACUGAUAAAAUAGAAUUGACUAAAUCUGACUCAAAAGAUUCGAUUAAAUCAAUAGCUAGUGAAAAAGACGGGAAGGUAUUAUUAACUGACGAUAGAGAUCAAAAAGAAACUAUAACUGAUAAAAUAAAAUUGAGUAAAUCUGACUCGAAAGAUUCAAUUACAUCGUAUAGUAGUGAACUUGACCUGAAAGGAUUAUUAACUGACGAUAAAGAUCACACAAUACCAAAAACUGAUAAAAUAGAAUUGACUAAAUCUGACUCGAAAGAUUCGAUUAAAUCAAUAGCUAGUGAAAAAGACGUGAAGGUAUUAUUAACUGACGAUAAAGAUCGAAAAUAUCCUACAACUGAUAAAGUAGAAUUGACUAAAUCUGACUCAAAAGAAACAAUUAAAUUAACACCCGUUGAAAAGGACAUCCCUGAAAGUCUAAAAACUGAUUCAGUUCUAGAUAAAAUUACAAUCGAAAAAUCUGAUACUGUUAAAGACGAUAUUAAAACAGAAUCACAAAAAAUAAUAAAUAUUGAAUUUAAAACUACCGAAAUUAUCAAACAUGAAAUAAUAACUGAUUUACCAAAAACAGAUAAAAUAGAAUUGACUAAAUCUGACUCGAAAGAUUCGAUUAAAUCAAUAGCUAGUGAAAAAGACGUGAAGGUAUUAUUAACUGACGAUAGAGAUCAAAAAGAACAUACAACUGAUAAAAUAGAAUUGACUAAAUCUGACUCAAAAGAUUCGAUUAAAUCAAUAGCUAGUGAAAAAGACGGGAAGGUAUUAUUAACUGACGAUAGAGAUCAAAAAGAAACUAUAACUGAUAAAAUAAAAUUGAGUAAAUCUGACUCGAAAGAUUCAAUUACAUCGUAUAGUAGUGAACUUGACCUGAAAGGAUUAUUAACUGACGUUAAAGAUCACACAAUACCAAAAACUGAUAAAAUAGAAUUGACUAAAUCUGACUCGAAAGAUUCGAUUAAAUCUAUAGCUAGUGAAAAAGACGUGAAGGUAUUAUUAACUGACGAUAAAGAUCAAAAAGAUCCUACAACUGAUAAAGUAGAAUUGACUAAAUCUGACUCAAAAGAAACAAUUAAAUUAACACCCGUUGAAAAGGACAUCCCUGAAAGUCUAAAAACUGAUUCAGUUCUAGAUAAAAUUACAAUCGAAAAAUCUGAUACUGUUAAAGACGAUAUUAAAACAGAAUCACAAAAAAUAAUAAAUAUUGAAUCUAAAACUACCGAAAUUAUCAAACAUGAAAUAAUAACUGAUUUACCAAAAACAGAUAAAAUAGAAUUGACUAAAUCUGACUCGAAAGAUUCGAUUAAAUCAAUAGCUAGUGAAAAAGACGUGAAGGUAUUAUUAACUGACGAUAAAGAUCAAAAAGAUCCUACAACUGAUAAAAUAAAAUUGAGUAAAUCUGACUCGAAAGAUUCAAUUACAUCGUAUAGUAGUGAACUUGACCUGAAAGGAUUAUUAACUGACGAUAAAGAUCACACAAUACCAAAAACUGAUAAAAUAGAAUUGACUAAAUCUGACUCAAAAGAUUCGAUUAAAUCAAUAGCUAGUGAAAAAGACGGGAAGGUAUUAUUAACUGACGAUAGAGAUCAAAAAGAAACUAUAACUGAUAAAAUAAAAUUGAGUAAAUCUGACUCGAAAGAUUCAAUUACAUCGUAUAGUAGUGAACUUGACCUGAAAGGAUUAUUAACUGACGAUAAAGAUCACACAAUACCAAAAACUGAUAAAAUAGAAUUGACUAAAUCUGACUCGAAAGAUUCGAUUAAAUCAAUAGCUAGUGAAAAAGACGUGAAGGUAUUAUUAACUGACGAUAAAGAUCAAAAAUAUCCUACAACUGAUAAAAUAGAAUUCACUAAAUCUGACUCAAAAGAAACAAUUAAAUUAACAACCGUUGAAAAGGACAUCCCUGAAAGUCUAAAAACUGAUUCAGUUCUAGAUAAAAUUACAAUCGAAAAAUCUGAUACCAUUAAAGACGAUAUUAAAACAGAAUCACAAAAAAUAAUAAAUAUUGAAUCUAAAACUACCGAAAUUAUCAAACAUGAAAUAAUAACUGAUUUACCAAAAACAGAUAAAAUAGAAUUGACUAAAUCUGACUCGAAAGAUUCGAUUAAAUCAAUAGCUAGUGAAAAAGACGUGAAGGUAUUAUUAACUGACGAUAAAGAUCAAAAAUAUCCUACAACUGAUAAAAUAGAAUUGACUAAAUCUGACUCAAAAGAAACAAUUAAAUUAACAACCGUUGAAAAGGACAUCCCUGAAAGUCUAAAAACUGAUUCAGUUCUAGAUGAAAUUACAAUCGAAAAAUCUGAUACCAUUAAAGACGAUAUUAAAACAGAAUCACAAAAAAUAAUAAAUAUUGAAUCUAAAACUACCGAAAUUAUCAAACAUGAAAUAAUAACUGAUUUACCAAAAACUGAUAAAAUAGAAUUGACUAAAUCUGACUCGAAAGAUUCGAUUAAAUCAAUAGCUAGUGAAAAAGACGUGAAUGUAUUAUUAACUGAUGAUAAAGAUCAAAAAGAUCCUACAACUGAUAAAAUAAAAUUGAGUAAAUCUGACUCGAAAGAUUCAAUUACAUCGUAUAGUAGUGAACUUGACCUGAAAGGAUUUUUAACUGACGAUAAAGAUCACACAAUACCAAAAACUGAUAAAAUAGAAUUGACUAAAUCUGACUCGAAAGAUUCGAUUAAAUCAAUAGCUAGUGAAAAAGACGUGAAGGUAUUAUUAACUGACGAUAAAGAUCAAAAAGAUCCUACAACUGAUAAAAUAAAAUUGAGUAAAUCUGACUCGAAAGAUUCAAUUACAUCGUAUAGUAGUGAACUUGACUUGAAAGGAUUAUUAACUGACGAUAAAGAUCACACAAUACCAAAAACUGAUAAAAUAGAAUUGACUAAAUCUGACUCAAAAGAUUCGAUUAAAUCAAUAGCUAGUGAAAAAGACGGGAAGGUAUUAUUAACUGACGAUAGAGAUCAAAAAGAAACUAUAACUGAUAAAAUAAAAUUGAGUAAAUCUGACUCGAAAGAUUCAAUUACAUCGUAUAGUAGUGAACUUGACCUGAAAGGAUUAUUAACUGACGAUAAAGAUCACACAAUACCAAAAACUGAUAAAAUAGAAUUGACUAAAUCUGACUCGAAAGAUUCGAUUAAAUCAAUAGCUAGUGAAAAAGACGUGAAGGUAUUAUUAACUGACGAUAAAGAUCAAAAAUAUCCUACAACUGAUAAAAUAGAAUUCACUAAAUCUGACUCAAAAGAAACAAUUAAAUUAACAACCGUUGAAAAGGACAUCCCUGAAAGUCUAAAAACUGAUUCAGUUCUAGAUAAAAUUACAAUCGAAAAAUCUGAUACCAUUAAAGACGAUAUUAAAACAGAAUCACAAAAAAUAAUAAAUAUUGAAUCUAAAACUACCGAAAUUAUCAAACAUGAAAUAAUAACUGAUUUACCAAAAACAGAUAAAAUAGAAUUGACUAAAUCUGACUCGAAAGAUUCGAUUAAAUCAAUAGCUAGUGAAAAAGACGUGAAGGUAUUAUUAACUGACGAUAAAGAUCAAAAAUAUCCUACAACUGAUAAAAUAGAAUUGACUAAAUCUGACUCAAAAGAAACAAUUAAAUUAACAACCGUUGAAAAGGACAUCCCUGAAAGUCUAAAAACUGAUUCAGUUCUAGAUGAAAUUACAAUCGAAAAAUCUGAUACCAUUAAAGACGAUAUUAAAACAGAAUCACAAAAAAUAAUAAAUAUUGAAUCUAAAACUACCGAAAUUAUCAAACAUGAAAUAAUAACUGAUUUACCAAAAACUGAUAAAAUAGAAUUGACUAAAUCUGACUCGAAAGAUUCGAUUAAAUCAAUAGCUAGUGAAAAAGACGUGAAUGUAUUAUUAACUGAUGAUAAAGAUCAAAAAGAUCCUACAACUGAUAAAAUAAAAUUGAGUAAAUCUGACUCGAAAGAUUCAAUUACAUCGUAUAGUAGUGAACUUGACCUGAAAGGAUUUUUAACUGACGAUAAAGAUCACACAAUACCAAAAACUGAUAAAAUAGAAUUGACUAAAUCUGACUCGAAAGAUUCGAUUAAAUCAAUAGCUAGUGAAAAAGACGUGAAUGUAUUAUUAACUGAUGAUAAAGAUCAAAAAGAUCCUACAACUGAUAAAAUAAAAUUGAGUAAAUCUGACUCGAAAGAUUCAAUUACAUCGUAUAGUAGUGAACUUGACCUGAAAGGAUUUUUAACUGUCGAUAAAGAUCACACAAUACCAAAAACUGAUAAAAUAGAAUUGACUAAAUCUGACUCGAAAGAUUCGAUUAAAUCAAUAGCUAGUGAAAAAGACGUGAAGGUAUUAUUAUCUGACGAUAAAUAUCAAAAAGAUUCUACAACUGAUAAAAUAAAAUUAACUAAAUCUGACUCAAAAGAAACAACUAAAUUAACACCCGUUGAAAAGGACAUCCCUGAAAGUCUAAAAACUGAUUCAGCUCUAGAUAAAAUUACAAUCGAAAAAUCUGAUAGUGUUAAAGACGAUAUUAAAACCGAAUCACAAAAAAUAAUAAAUAUUGAAUCUAAAACUACCGAAAUUAUCAAACAUGAAAUAAUAACUGAUUUACCAAAAACAGAUAAAAUAGAAUUGACUAAAUCUGACUCGAAAGAUUCGAUUAAAUCAAUAGCUAGUGAAAAAGACGUGAAUGUAUUAUUAACUGAUGAUAAAGAUCAAAAAGAUACUACAACUGAUAAAAUAAAAUUGAGUAAAUCUGACUCGAAAGAUUCAAUUACAUCGUAUAGUAGUGAACUUGACCUGAAAGGAUUUUUAACUGACGAUAAAGAUCACACAAUACCAAAAACUGAUAAAAUAGAAUUGACUAAAUCUGUCUCGAAAGAUUCGAUUAAAUCUAUAGCUAGUGAAAAAGACGUGAAGGUAUUAUUAUCUGACGAUAAAGAUCAAAAAGAUUCUACAACUGAUAAAAUAAAAUUGACUAAAUCUGACUCAAAAGAAACAACUAAAUUAACACCCGUUGAAAAGGACAUCCCUGAAAGUCUAAAAACUGAUUCAGCUCUAGAUAAAAUUACAAUCGAAAAGUCUGAUAGUGUUAAAGACGAUAUUAAAACAGAAUCACAAAAAAUAAUAAAUAUUGAAUCUAAAACUACCAAAAUUAAUAAACAUGAAAUAAUAACUGAUUUACCAAAAACAGAUAAAAUAGAAUUGCCUAAAUCUCACUCGAAAGAUUCGAUUAAAUCAAAAGCUAGUGAAAAAGACGGAAAGGUAUUAUUAACUGACGAUAAAGAUCAAAAAGAUCCUACAACUGAUAAAAUAAAAUUGAGUAAAUCUGACUCGAAAGAUUCAAUUACAUCGUAUAGUAGUGAACUUGACCUGAAAGGAUUAUUAACUGACGAUAAAGAUCACACAAUACCAAAAACUGAUAAAAUAGAAUUGACUAAAUCUGACUCAAAAGAUUCGAUUAAAUCAAUAGCUAGUGAAAAAGACGGGAAGGUAUUAUUAACUGACGAUAGAGAUCAAAAAGAAACUAUAACUGAUAAAAUAAAAUUGAGUAAAUCUGACUCGAAAGAUUCAAUUACAUCGUAUAGUAGUGAACUUGACCUGAAAGGAUUAUUAACUGACGAUAAAGAUCACACAAUACCAAAAACUGAUAAAAUAGAAUUGACUAAAUCUGACUCGAAAGAUUCGAUUAAAUCAAUAGCUAGUGAAAAAGACGUGAAGGUAUUAUUAACUGACGAUAAGAAUCAAAAAUAUCCUACAACUGAUAAAAUAGAAUUGACUAAAUCUGACUCAAAAGAAACAAUUAAAUUAACAACCGUUGAAAAGGACAUCCCUGAAAGUCUAAAAACUGAUUCAGUUCUAGAUAAAAUUACAAUCGAAAAAUCUGAUACCAUUAAAGACGAUAUUAAAACAGAAUCACAAAAAAUAAUAAAUAUUGAAUCUAAAACUACCGAAAUUAUCAAACAUGAAAUAAUAACUGAUUUACCAAAAACAGAUAAAAUAGAAUUGACUAAAUCUGACUCGAAAGAUUCGAUUAAAUCAAUAGCUAGUGAAAAAGACGUGAAGGUAUUAUUAACUGACGAUAAAGAUCAAAAAUAUCCUACAACUGAUAAAAUAGAAUUGACUAAAUCUGACUCAAAAGAAACAAUUAAAUUAACAACCGUUGAAAAGGACAUCCCUGAAAGUCUAAAAACUGAUUCAGUUCUAGAUGAAAUUACAAUCGAAAAAUCUGAUACCAUUAAAGACGAUAUUAAAACAGAAUCACAAAAAAUAAUAAAUAUUGAAUCUAAAACUACCGAAAUUAUCAAACAUGAAAUAAUAACUGAUUUACCAAAAACUGAUAAAAUAGAAUUGACUAAAUCUGACUCGAAAGAUUCGAUUAAAUCAAUAGCUAGUGAAAAAGACGUGAAUGUAUUAUUAACUGAUGAUAAAGAUCAAAAAGAUCCUACAACUGAUAAAAUAAAAUUGAGUAAAUCUGACUCGAAAGAUUCAAUUACAUCGUAUAGUAGUGAACUUGACCUGAAAGGAUUUUUAACUGACGAUAAAGAUCACACAAUACCAAAAACUGAUAAAAUAGAAUUGACUAAAUCUGACUCAAAAGAUUCGAUUAAAUCAAUAGCUAGUGAAAAAGACGGGAAGGUAUUAUUAACUGACGAUAAAGAUCAAAAAGAUCCUACAACUGAUAAAAUAAAAUUGAGUAAAUCUGACUCGAAAGAUUCAAUUACAUCGUAUAGUAGUGAACUUGACCUGAAAGGAUUAUUAACUGACGAUAAAGAUCACACAAUACCAAAAACUGAUAAAAUAGAAUUGACUAAAUCUGACUCGAAAGAUUCGAUUAAAUCUAUAGCUAGUGAAAAAGACGUGAAGGUAUUAUUAACUGUCGAUAAAGAUCAAAAAGAUCCUACAACUGAUAAAGUAGAGUUGACUAAAUCUGACUCAAAAGAAACAAUUAAAUUAACACCCGUUGAAAAGGACAUCCCUGAAAGUCUAAAAACUGAUUCAGUUCUAGAUAAAAUUACAAUCGAAAAAUCUGAUACUGUUAAAGACGAUAUUAAAACAGAAUCACAAAAAAUAAUAAAUAUUGAAUCUAAAACUACCGAAAUUAUCAAACAUGAAAUAAUAACUGAUUUACCAAAAACAGAUAAAAUAGAAUUGACUAAAUCUGACUCGAAAGAUUCGAUUAAAUCAAUAGCUAGUGAAAAAGACGUGAAGGUAUUAUUAACUGACGAUAAAGAUCAAAAAGAUCCUACAACUGAUAAAAUAAAAUUGAGUAAAUCUGACUCGAAAGAUUCAAUUACAUCGUAUAGUAGUGAACUUGACCUGAAAGGAUUAUUAACUGACGAUAAAGAUCACACAAUUCCAAAAACUGAUAAAAUAGAAUUGACUAAAUCUGACUCAAAAGAUUCGAUUAAAUCAAUAGCUAGUGAAAAAGACGGGAAGGUAUUAUUAACUGACGAUAGAGAUCAAAAAGAAACUAUAACUGAUAAAAUAAAAUUGAGUAAAUCUGACUCGAAAGAUUCAAUUACAUCGUAUAGUAGUGAACUUGACCUGAAAGGAUUAUUAACUGACGAUAAAGAUCACACAAUACCAAAAACUGAUAAAAUAGAAUUGACUAAAUCUGACUCGAAAGAUUCGAUUAAAUCAAUAGCUAGUGAAAAAGACGUGAAGGUAUUAUUAACUGACGAUAAAGAUCAAAAAUAUCCUACAACUGAUAAAAUAGAAUUGACUAAAUCUGACUCAAAAGAAACAAUUAAAUUAACAACCGUUGAAAAGGACAUCCCUGAAAGUCUAAAAACUGAUUCAGUUCUAGAUAAAAUUACAAUCGAAAAAUCUGAUACCAUUAAAGACGAUAUUAAAACCGAAUCACAAAAAAUAAUAAAUAUUGAAUCUAAAACUACCGAAAUUAUCAAACAUGAAAUAAUAACUGAUUUACCAAAAACAGAUAAAAUAGAAUUGACUAAAUCUGACUCGAAAGAUUCGAUUAAAUCAAUAGCUAGUAAAAAAGACGUGAAGGUAUUAUUAACUGACGAUAAAGAUCAAAAAGAUCCUACAACUGAUAAAAUAAAAUUGACUAAAUCUGACUCGAAAGAUUCGAUUAAAUCAAUAGCUAGUGAAAAAGACGUGAAUGUAUUAUUAACUGACGAUAAAGAUCACACAAUACCAAAAACUGAUAAAAUAGAAUUGACUAAAUCUGACUCGAAAGAUUCGAUUAAAUCAAUAGCUAGUGAAAAAGACGUGAAGGUGUUAUUAACUGACGAUAAAGAUCAAAAAGAUUCUUCAACUGAUAAAAUAGAAUUGACUAAAUCUGACUCAAAAGAAACAAUUAAAUCUAUAGCUAUUGAAAAUGACGUGAAGGUAUUAUUAACUGACGAUAAUGAUCAAAAAGAACAUACAACUGAUAAAAUAGAAUUGACUAAAUCUGACUCAAUAGAAACAAUUAAAUUAACACCCGUUGAAAAGGACAUCCCUGAAAGUCUAAAAACUGAUUCAGUUCUAGAUAAAAUUACAAUCGAAAAAUCUGAUACUGUUAAAGACGAUAUUAAAACAGAAUCACAAAAAAUAAUAAAUAUUGAAUCUAAAACUACCGAAAUUAUCAAACAUGAAAUAAUAACUGAUGUACCAAAAACAGAUAAAAUAGAAUUGACUCAAUCUGACUCGAAAGAUUCGAUUAAAUCAAUAGCUAGUGAAAAAGACGUGAAGGUAUUAUUAACUGACGAUAAAGAUCAAAAAGAUCCUACAACUGAUAAAAUAAAAUUGAGGAAAUCUGACUCGAAAGAUUCAAUUACAUCCUAUAGUAGUGAACUUGACCUGAAAGUAUUAUUAACUGACGAUAAAGAUCACACAAUACCAAAAACUGAUAAAAUAGAAUUGACUAAAUCUGACUCGAAAGAUUCGAUUAAAUCAAUAGCUAGUGAAAAAGACGUGAAGGUGUUAUUAACUGACGAUAAAGAUCAAAAAGAUUCUUCAACUGAUAAAAUAAACUUGACUAAAUCUGACUCAAAAGAAACAACUAAAUUAACACCCGUUGAAAAGGACAUCCCUGAAAGUCUAAAAACUGAUUCAGUUCUAGAUAAAAUUACAAUCGAAAAAUCUGAUACUGUUAAAGACGAUAUUAAAACAGAAUCACAAAAAAUAAUAAAUAUUGAAUCUAAAACUACCGAAAUUAUCAAACAUGAAAUAAUAACUGAUGUACCAAAAACAGAUAAAAUAGAAUUGACUAAAUCUGACUCGAAAUAUUCGAUUAAAUCAAUAGCUAGUGAAAAAGACGUGAAGGUGUUAUUAACUGACGAUAAAGAUCAAAAAGAUCCUACAACUGAUAAAAUAAAAUUGAGGAAAUCUGACUCGAAAGAUUCAAUUACAUCGUAUAGUAGUGAACUUGACCUGAAAGUAUUAUUAACUGACGAUAAAGAUCACACAAUACCAAAAACUGAUAAAAUAGAAUUGACUAAAUCUGACUCAAAAGAUUCGAUUAAAUCAAUAGCUAGUGAAAAAGACGGGAAGGUAUUAUUAACUGACGAUAGAGAUCAAAAAGAAACUAUAACUGAUAAAGUAGAAUUGACUAAAUCCGACUCAAAAGAAACAAUUAAAUUAACACCCGUUGAAAAGGACAUCCCUGAAAGUCUAAAAACUGAUUCAGUUCUAGAUAAAAUUACAAUCGAAAAAUCUGAUACUAUUAUAGACGAUAUGAAAACAGUAUCCCAAAACAUAUUAAAUAUUGAAUCUAAAACUACUGAAAUUAUCAAACAUGAACUAAUAACUGAUAAAAUAGAAUUGACUAAAUCUGACUCGAAAGAUUCGAUUAAAUCAAUAGCUAGUGAAAAAGACGUGAAGGUAUUAUUAACUGACGAUAAUGAUCAAAAAGAUCCUACAACUGAUAAAGUAGAAUUGACUAAAUCUGACUCAAAAGAAACAAUUAAAUUAACAUCCGUUGAAAAGGACAUCCCUGAAAGUCUAAAAACUGAUUCAGUUCUAGAUAAAAUUACAAUCGAAAAAUCUGAUACUGUUAAAGACGAUAUUAAAACAGAAUCACAAAAAAUAAUAAAUAUUGAAUCUAAUACUACUGAAAUUAUCAAACAUGAAAUAAUUACUGAUAAAAUAGAAUUGACUAAAUCUGACUCAAAAGAUUCCAUUAAAUCAAUAGCUAGUGAACUUGACCUGAAAGGAUUAUUAACUGAUGAUAAAGAUCGCACAAUACCAAAAACUGAUAAAAUAGAAUUGACUAAAUCUGACUCGAAAGAUUCAAUUAAAUCAAUAGCUAGUGAAAAAGACGGAAAGGUAUUAUUAACUGACGAUAAAGAUCAAAAAGAUCCUACAACUGAUAAAAUAAAAUUGAGUAAAUCUGACUCGAAAGAUUCAAUAACAUCGUAUAGUAGUGAACUUGACCUGAAAGGAUUAUUAACUGACGAUAAAGAUCACACAAUACCAAAAACUGAUAAAAUAGAAUUGACUAAAUCUGACUCGAAAGAUUCGAUUAAAUCAAUAGCUAGUGAAAAAGACGUGAAGGUAUUAUUAACUGACGAUAAAAAUCAAAAAGAUCCUACAACUGAUAAAAUAGAAUUGACUAAAUCUGACUCAAAAGAAACAAUUAAAUUAACACCCGUUGAAAAGGACAUCCCUGAAAGUCUAAAAACUGAUUCAGUUCUAGAUAAAAUUACAAUCGAAAAAUCUGAUACUAUUAUAGACGAUAUGAAAACAGAAUCCCAAAAAAUAAUAAAUAUUGAAUCUAAUACUACUGAAAUUAUCAAACAUGAAAUAAUAACUGAUAAAAUAGAAUUGACUAAAUCUGACUCAAAAGAUUCCCUUAAAUCAAUAGCUAGUGAACUUGACCUGAAAGUAUUAUUAACUGACGAUAAAUAUCACAAAAUACCUAAAACUGAUAAAAUAGAAUUGACUAAAUCUGACUUGAAUGAUUCGACUAAGUCAAUAACUAGUGAAAAAGAAUUAAUAGGAUUAUUAACUGACGAUAAUGAUCGAAAAGAACCAACAACUGACAAAAUAAAAUUUAGUAAAUCUGACUUGAAAGAUUCGACUAAAUCAAUAGCUAGUGAAAAAGACUUGAAAGGAUUAUCAAAAAUAAUAACUGUUGAUAAAUUUGAUUUAUGUAAACCUGAUUCAAAAGAAUUAAUUAAAUUUAAUCCUGUUGAAAAGAAUUUACCUAAAACUUUAUUAGACGACGCUACGAUGAUUAAACCCACACUCGAAAAAUCUGACACUUCUAAACUUGAUACUUCUGAUAUGUCUCAAAAAUUGAUUAAUAAUGAAACCAAAAGUUCAGAAAUCUUUACACGUGAAAUAUUUACCAGUAAACCUUUAUCUGAAUCUACUGUUGUAACAAAAUUCGUCUCUAAUGAUUUAAUCUGUAGUGAAAAUAAUUUUGAUGAAAUCGUAAUAAGCAAUCCUGAGAAUUUUUCGAAUUCUAAUCUCAAAUUAUGUGAUUCUUUAGACCCAGACAUAUCACUUGAUAUUCAUAGGAAUAAAUUUGAUGUUUCUUACUUUGAUAAUGUAGCUACUUCGUCAAAUUCUUACCAAUUUGACACUAAGACUAUUUCUGAAACUAAAAACACAACUCUUUUGUCUGAGAUCAAUAAUUCCGUUUCAUCUCAUUUAUCUUCUAAUGAAUAUAAUAAUGAUUCCUUUGUAAUUAAUGAUGACCAUGGUAGUACUGAGAUAAGUUGCUUGGAUAAUUUAGAAGUUUCCACAUCAACAUCUGUAGGAAGAGAUAUAUCCUUAAAUAAUUUAAGAGAUACAUUAUUCGAAAAGUCAAGUAUUGAAUUAAGUGAUAAUCUUUGUGAGUUUAUGAACGUAACAUCUACAACUUUAGAUCAUUUUGAAUUUGAUCAUAGUUUGAAUGAUUCCGAGAAUGGUGAAAAUAGAAGUGUAAAGCUUAAAACAGAGGAAAAAACUGGUUUUUAUAAUUCCAACGUUAGUAAUGAAUUUAUAGAAAAUACUUUAUUACAUCAUAAAUUGAAAAAUGUUGACUUUCUUGAAAAGUCCUCCGACAGUAGUACUAAACCUGAAACUGAUAGUACUCUAUCAAAUAAUUCAGUUGAUGUUAUUCAUAGUAAUACAAAAGCGAAAAAUGUAAGUAAAAAAUCGUAUGGACUUCGAAAAUCAGAUAUUACAAUGUCAGGCUUCAGUUCUUCUAAAAAAGCAAAAGAUUUAGAUAGUCUUAAAAAUGAAUAUAUUAAAAAGAAUACUAAAUCAAAAGAAAUUGUCAAACCCGAAAGUAUUGGAGUUACACGUAGUUCUUCAUUACGUUCUUAUACAUCUACAAUAUCCAAAUCAUCUAUGGCAUCUAAUAAAUCAAAAGUUACGAGAUCUGAAAGUACAAAAACUAUUCGUUCAUCUUUUGAAUCCAAAACAUCGAUGCAUAAUGUUAGUGUAUCGAGUCAAAAAAGAUUUUCUAGUUCCAAAUCCAAUUUAAUAAAAUCUUCAAGUACUUUAAGAACAAAAACUGAUACUGAAUUGACAGAUUUCAAAUCAUUUAACUCUUCUAAAAAAAUAACACAAAAUAUUUUAUCAUCUCUUGGAUCUGAAAUUGAAACGGUAGAUAACAGUGAAUGCAAAUCUUCAACUUUCAUAUCUAAGAACCAAACUUUAAAUCAGUCAUUUACAAAGAAAUCAAAUAUUCGUCAAGAAUUUAAUCCUGAAAGUAAAAACAAUCAAAAAUUACGUGAAAAUGUAACUUCAAUAAAAGUUGCAACUUCAACUAAAAUAUCAAACGAAUCAUCAACAAAAUCAAUUACUACCGUAAAUAAAAAAAACUAUUCAAAAAUUAAUCAACUUUCAAAUACUAAACUAUUAGAUUCAAAACGUUCAACAAGUAAUAUUUUAACAAAUGUUUUACAUCCACCACUUGAAUCACAAGGUACAUAUAAUAAAUUACCAGUCACAAAUAAAAUGUUAAAUAAAAAAUUUAAUAAACCAGAAAUAGAAAAAUAUCGUAAAACAACUGUAAAUGAAAAAUUAAAAAAUAAACAAGUGUUGGAAGUACCCGAAACUUCUCCCAAAUCUAAACUAAAAAGUUAUAUGGCGUCUACUGAAUCUCGCAAUAGAAAACUUGAAAAUAUUUCUCAUGUUCACAAUAAAACAUCUGAUGUUUCAACAAAAUAUCAGCGUAUAAUAUUUGAUAAGCAAAAAAAAGUUCCCACGUCUCCAUCAAGAAUACCUAUUAAAGAUAAUUCAAAUAAAAUUACAACUAAAAAGAAUUUGUCACUUUUGGAUACACGAUCAGCAUCUGUUUCGGACCCAAGAGUCUUAAGUGCUCCGUCACAAAGAAGUGGUUUUGACUUUAUGUCUUCACCUAGAAAAAUAAGUCCAACAUCAUUACCAGUAAGUCCGGCUCACAGGUGUUUAAAGGCUGAUAAAAAAAUCAGUUCAGUAUUAAUUACAUCAGAAGUCUUCUCAAGCUCCUCGGAUCGAGUUUCAUCGGUAGAAUUAGUAUAUGAGCAACCAAAACGUUCUUCUUGUUCAUCAAUGUCCGAACAACAACCUGCUUCUAUAACAGAAUCAGUAUCAUUAGAUGAUGAGGAAACUACUCAUUCUUCAACCUCAGACACCAAUCGAGAUUCCGAGAUAAACUCAAACAUUUUUGACGAUUCAUCAAUAGAAUUGAAUUUAGUUUUGAACAAUUCAACUCAAUUUUCAUUAUUUAAUGAAAUGUCAGAAGAAAGCAAAAAAAACUUACCCCAGAUUGCAAUAACUGCAUAUGAGUCUAAUGAGGAAGAUAUUGAAGUGACAAAUCUAUUAAAUGGAGCUAAUGAGCAAAAUAAUAUUAAGAUACAAGAACCACGAUCAGUUUCUCCUAAACCGACCAGACAUAAAUCAAGAAUUAUAUUGAAAUCACCCAUUACAACACAUUUACAAAAGUCACUUUCUCCUUGUUUGUCAGAUUUGAAUAGCUAUACAGAUGUUGAAGUAAUAUCAGAUUCAGAUGAUGAAAAGUAUUAUAUUCGAACUCCUAAUCUUUCGCCAGGACCUAUAGAUUAUUUCAUUCUGACAGAUGUCGAAGACUUAAGUGAAGAUGAAGGAUAUGAAAAAAACAAUAAGGUUAUAGAUGAGCUUACUGAUAUUGAACAUUUCACUGAUGAUAAAGGUAUAAUCAAUGAAGUCGAACACACAGCACCCUCUUUAGAAUCAAUACCUUAUUUUCCACAGCCACACAGAGAAAUUUUGUUUCACUCAAAAGAUGGGACAAUAAGUGCAUUAUCAUCAACGGAACAAUCAAACCCUAUUUGGCUCAAAUCCCCAAACGAAGAAGUUAAAGGUUUUGAAUCCGAAGAAGAAAUUAUAACAGUUGAAGAACACGGAGACACAGAAUCAUGUUUCAAUAACAAUAAUACAUAUUACCAUGAUAUAGAUGUAGGCGUAGUGGAAUCUAUAGAAACUGUCAAACAAGAUCGAUGUAAACAUAAAUAUAGAAAUCGAGUAAUGGCAUCAAAAAAAAAUAUAACACCUGAAGCAGAAUUUGGUAAAAAACGAUAUCGAUUAAAAAAUCGAUGUAAUUCAGAGAUAGAAGAAAGUUUUGAAAAACGUUCGGAAGAAAAUAAAAAAAAAACAUUAUCAAAAUACAUGUCUGAACCCACUCUAAGCAAUGUGGCGAUUCCUAAACAAGAUCAAAAUAUUAAGACAAAUAAAAUCAAAAACCAAGAAAAUAAUACAUUUAUAAUACAUGACAACAGAAAUGGUUUUAGUAUUUCUAUUGAUUUUCAAAGUCAAAAUUCGGUAUUAUUAAGCGUUGGUAGGGAUUACGGAAAUUUAUCAAUGAGAUGGUUUAAUGAUGGAAUAAUGACAGGGAAUGAAGCUAAUCAAAUCCAACAACAAAAUGCAAAGUCUAUAAAUAAUUCUGAGCGCAGCCCAGAAUUAACAACUAACGCCAGCAACUUAGCACUACAAAACUCCAUAGAUAAAAUCCCACCUAAACCAAAUCCUAGACAUUCCAUUGACAGUAGUGUUACGGCUUCUUUAGAUGAAGAUGAUGUAAACUAUACAACAAAAAAACUAUUUUGGGAAGAAAUAACCAAAACUAAUCAACCUCCGCUACCAAAACCUAGAUAUAGUAUUUCAUUACCAAUAAAAGAUUCAAAAAUAUCUGUAACGAACAAUGCUUCUUUAGAACUCUUCGAAAAUUCAUUCGGUGCUUCUGAUAAUACAGAAGUGCCUGAAAUGAUCAAAAAACCAAUGACAAGUAACCAAACUACAGAAAAAACUGUAGUUUCUGAGUUCACUUGUCUGAAGUCGGAAUUACUCGAUGAACAUAUACCACAACUAGAAACAAAUGAUGUUAAAGAAAAUAAACGAUUAGAUUCUGAAACUGAAUAUAUUAUUAAAUAUGGAGAAGAAUCAUUAGCAUUUGAAAAUGAAGGGUUUCAAGAAGAUGUUUUUGAUGAUAAAAUUACCGCUAAAACGGAAUAUUCUCAGGGUUCAAAUAAAAAAAUAGACACAAAAAAUAGAUCAAUGUCAUUACCAUCUCAUCAAACUGAACAUAUUUCCUCUAAAAAGUAUAUUCAGCAAAUUAAACCACAAAUGGAAGGUAUACAAAUGGAACAAGAAUCCUCACCUGAACAUAAAUCUUUGAAAUCUACAACACAUCAACAAUCUCCAAGCCAAGAAGUUCUUAUUAAUCGCCAAAUUCAUAAACACAUUUUUUCUAAUGAAUUAGACGAGCAAAUAGAUUCAUUAAUACCAGAAGAAAAAUAUUUAGGUUUAAAAUGUGAAAAAAGUAUUUCAAUAAACUCAAUACAUUCGUCAUCUGAUAAAAUUUCUGGAAGUACAAGUGAAAAAUCAAUUACAAAAACCGAAUCUGCUGAAUCAUCUGUUCUUGAUGAUUUACCAGAAGAAAUUAAAUUAAACAAAGUCAUUUCGAAACAAUCAAAAGACAAAAAUUCAUCAAGUUUAACUCACGAUCAUAUUGAUGAAAUUCCUUCUGACACUUGUUCGUAUAUUGAAGAAAAAGAAAAAUCCAUUUUACAAACUGAAUCAAUUGACUCUUCAAUGAUUGAUGACGAAUUACAUCAUGAAAUAGAAAACGAAAAAAAAAUGAGUUCACAAAUCAUACCAGAUCGUAUUAUUCACACUCCAGAAGAACACAUUCCAGAUACAAUAUGGGAAGUUACACAGCUCGGAACAGAUGAACAAGAUUUAGAGAACAUUGAUGUCAAAGAUCAAUGUCUUUUCCAUCAAAAUUUUGUUCAACAAGUUAAUUCUAUAGAAUCUCUUGAAAACACAAAAAAAGAAAUGACUGGAGAAUUGGCAAGAACUAUAGCUGAACAAUUAAUUAAUGAAAUUGAAGUUGAGCUUACAAAACGUCACGAUGUGUUGGCCAAUUUACAUCAUUUAAUGAUGUCACCUGAUCAAUUUCAACAACUAGAAAACAGUGGUUAUUUAGAUAUGGAAGGAGAAGAUUUGAAAUUAAAAAUUAUGGAAUCAGUAUUAGCAAAAAAAUCCAGGGACCAAUUAAAAAGUAUAUCAAAACAUGAUACAAUUACUUCAAGCAUUGAAAUUACAGAUGAAGAUUUAAAAAGUAGUGGUUUUGAAAUCGAAUACGAAGGAUUAUUAAAAUCGCAUAUCACUGAGCAUACUAUUCCAGAAAGUGAUUACGAAAAAUCUAAAACAAAUCCCUCCAAUAAAGACCCGGGUAUAUUUAAUGAAUAUGGACAAUCUUCACAUGAUGAAAAAGAAGAUUAUUAUAAAGAGGCAAACGAUAAUUUAAUUAUUGAAGCAUAUAUAAAAGAACAACAAAAUGAAAAUGAUAAACGAAUAGAAUCUCAACAAAAAGAUUAUUUUUCGGGUGGACAGGUUGAUCAUAAAUUAAUGUCUCGUAAUUACUACAAAGAUACUAAAACUGAUGUUCUUGAAAAUAAAAUAAUUAAUGAUAAUGAUCAAAAAAUAGAAACACAAGAACUUGGGUCAUAUUACAAUUCCAGUGAUGAUAAUAGUGUACACGAUAUUCUUAAUUCGAGUAAAACGUCAGAUACUGAAAAGGGAAAAAUAGUCAAUGAACAUUUUGUAGAAAAUGAUAGUCAUAAAUUUCACUCUAAAGAAUGUUUUGAAGUGAAAAAUAAACAAGUCAUAAAUGGGAAGACUGGAAAUAUUAUUAACAAUGAAAAACACGUUGAUACAUUGAUAAAAGAUUUCGAUGAUGAAUUGAUAAAAGAAAAACAACACUCGACACAAAUCACAGAUGAUGGAUUGGAAAUCUGUAAUAUAGACAGAAAAGAAUACCGAGCAACAUCUUGUAUUUUGAAAGAAACUGUGAACGAUUAUAAAAACGAAGUAACAUUAAUAAAAGAAUUCGAGCCAUGUUCAUCAAAGUCACUGAUCAAACAAUUAAGCACGGAAUCUUCUCCUUCAAAAGAAAAUUCUGUACACUCACCAACUUCCCCAUCAUCAUCUUCGGUUGAUAUUCGUGAAGAAAAACGAGUGAAUUUUGACACCGUUGUCCUAAGAAAAGCUGAUUCUAUUAAUAUAAAUAAAUUAUCAACAAAAAAACCUACAGAUUCCAGUUCAAGUGAUAGCCAUUAUCAUUCAUUUGAUCUCACGUCAUCUAGCAGACCAUGUUCGUCAGAUGUGGAUGGGCUUUUAGCUGGAUCUUCUGAAUAUGAAUCUGCAAUUUCAGUACCAUCAAAUGAGUAUCACACAGCAAUAAGUUCACUGAGCUCAAGAGAAUCAAUGAAAUCUCUAGAUUCAGAAAGCUCUGGAAACCUUGCUUCAGUGGAAAACAGUGAAGCAUCUGAAACACUUAUUGCAUCAACUGGAGAUUUAGAUUUUGACCAAGAAGGUACAAACUCAAUUUUAGAAGAUGAAGAUAAAAUAGAACCAUACGAACAAGAAAUACCUAUGCAUAUAAUUAGAGGAGAAUCCUUACCAAUUAUAGCAGAGCUAACUGAAAUGGAGUACAGUUGCAUGUAUAAAACUCAACCAUUUUCUCAGCCAGCUAUUAAUAGUGAAAAAAACAUGCAAAAAAUGAAAAGAUCACAUGAAAUGACUUUUCAUCCUAUGCCGAAACAUAUAACUAGUGACAGCUUAUCCGAUUCGUCAUCACAUGAAGAAAAAUUAUUUUCUAGUGAAGAUGCUAGUAUGAGUAUAUCAAGUACAGAAGGCCAAGCAAUUCAAACUGUUGUUGAAGCAAUGAAUGGAUUUCCUGAAUCUGGAACAUGCAGUUUUAGUUUCAGCGAUGAAAAUACAAAAUCUGUUGAAACUUUGACUAUACAAAAUGAAGAUGAAUGUCAUGACAAUGACAACAAAUGUGUAACAAUUCUAUCAUCCUCAGUACCAACAGAAUAUGGUAUUAGCCAUAAUGUAUGUACUCAAAUGACUACAAAGUCAGAAGAUGUACAAAAAAAAGGACACCGAAGAAAUAGUAGUUCAUUUAGUAAAAUACUAAUGGAAGAUUUGGAUACUAUCGAAAACAAAGAAAGUAUAGAUACAGAUGCAUUGAAAGAAUUUAAAGUUUAUAACCAACAUUCAGACCAUAUUCAAGAUGUAUCUAAAAAAAAAAUUGAAAAUAUAUCAUCAAAAGAUGCACAUGUUUUGGUUAGAAAAGAAAUUCCUUUAAUACAUGAUAAACACAAUUUUGAUAUGCAUGGAAAUAUAUCUGAUAAACACAGUUUUGAUCAUAUUGAUGAUAUUGCCGAAUCUGAUGCCGCUUUUCAAAUGGUACCUCAUGUAUCACCAGCAAUACCCGCUUCUUUACCGCCCACAAUACCAGAGGAUCCCUUUUCAGAAGAUGAGGAUGAUUUAAUAGACAAUUCUACAGAUACGGUUCCUAAUAUUAUGAUAACAGAACAUAUGGCUCCUUUGAUUGAUCGAGGUUUUCAUUACCCUGACUUAGACCUAGAAGCUAAGGAACUCGAAAUCAAAUCAUCAACCCCACAAACUCCUGCAUCAAUUAGUAGUAAAGAAUCAUCAGAUACAGAUCAGGGUAGAGAAUACAUAAUAAAUGAAGAGUAUGACCCACAUGAAGAACCUUCAUGGACUGGUGAGGAACAAACAAUUCUUGAAAAUGUUGAAGAAAUAGAAGAAAAAGAAUCUGUUUCUUUAAGUGAAUCUUUCGAAUUAGUUGAUAAUAUUGAAGAAAAACUUGUAGACAGCUCAGAAGAUGAAUUUGUAGUUAUAGAAGAAAUAGGAAAAGAAGCUAUGGAAGAAGAUUCUGAAGGAAAAGCAAUACAAAUUGAAAGAAAAACUAAAAUCAUUCAUAAAAAUGUAAGCAUCACUGGUUCACCUCAACAUGAAUCAGACUCUGAAAGUCCAGGAUCAAAAAGUCAACUUGAAUUAGAAUUUACAAAUCAAAAAUGGGUGGAACUUCAAUUUGAAGAUGACAACACUAUAAAUGAAGUAUAUGGAUAUAAUAUAGAGUAUGAAAGACCCCCUCUUGAAGAUAUCAAAGAAGAAGAUACAGACGUGCAAAGCAGUAAAGUUGGGAGUAUUGGCAGUCAAGUCAGUCAUUCAAUUGAUAGUUUUGGCAGCAUGAAAGAAUCGUUUAGCAGCACUCCAGAAAGCAAAAAAUACUUAGGAAAAUCGUUAGAAAAUGAUAAUAUAUCUGUGAAUUCCCUACAAGAAUUUGAAAGGUUAGAACAGUUGGUAAGAAUCGAAUCAAUGAAAGCUAAGUCUUCGGGAUCUUUAGCAUCUACUACAAGUUCUUCUAAUAGUAGAAAGGAUGAUUUAUCAUUAACUUCUCUCAAAGAUUUUGAAAUAGAAGCAGCUUGUUUUAAAACUGAGUUAAUUGAAAACAAGGCUUUAGCUAGAAAAUCAUUAGAUGACGAAGAGGGGAUGUUUAAAAUCAAUGAAAUAAUCAAAGAAGCUGAUAACUUAGAACAAAACGAAGAUUAUUCUGAAAAACAUAUAUCAGAAGAUGAUAAUUUAACUAGUACAGAAUCUCUUGACUUAAAAACAAUUGUUACUGAAAUGAAAGUGUCAGCUUCUCUGGAGCAUAUGCCAAAUAUAGGGUGUGUUGAAGGGAAACAAAUUGAUUAUGAUGACUGCAUGAACUCAAGUGUUUCAAGUCGUGGUUUUAGUAGUCCAAUUAUGGAUGACCAUUCUAAAGAGUCAUCAUACAGAAACAGUUUAAUUUAG
This is a messenger RNA of Rhopalosiphum maidis (corn leaf aphid), 20059 nucleotides long. RefSeq lists its product as uncharacterized. NCBI's taxonomy places the organism in Eukaryota, Metazoa, Arthropoda, Insecta, Hemiptera, Aphididae. The record is from RefSeq and is a predicted model, not a curated record.